AAUUGGUCUUCGAGUAGUUUUUCUUCUCCUUAUUUGGAUUUUUACGCAAUUGGUGCUUCUUGACCAGCAAAGGAACCGACUUCGGGGUGGGUGUGUCUGAACAGACCCCCCUUGCUCCAGUCCCUGGGCCCAAAUCCUCCGAAAGCACUCCCCCAUCACUGGUGCAGCCCUCAACCACUCCGGUUCAGGCUGAGACCACUAUCGAAGGAGCUGCCGGGGAUGAGGGAGGAAGAGCUGAGAAGGCGGAGGUUUCCGCCACCGCCGGUAAGGCCGUAUUGGUGGAAACAACAACUCGACCAGGUUAGUCUUGUCCUACCCUUGUUCCUUUGAUCCCUGCGUGCCAUCUUUGUAGAAGCUGAUCUUCUUGGGACAUACAGGCUCGCAGGUGCUUGUAAUAGAAGAAUCUGCGAGCGCGAAGCUUGGUGAAGCAGGUGUUGUCCCCGUCGUUGAGCAAGCAAUUCCUGAAAAUCGACCAGAAGAAACGAUGUUGCCGACGGAAGGGAUAAAAUUGUAUCAGGAAAAGAUACGUGAUUGUUAGAAAUUUUUGAAUGUAAAUAUCAAUGCAUCGAGUACUUAGCUCAUGAAAUAACUGUUGGGCUUAGUAAAUGCUCUGUGCAGGAACUAGCCGAAUAGGCCGCUGCUAAGGCCUUGGAUCUUCAACAAGCUGGAGAAGGUCUGCGGUUUUCUAUGGAUCAAGAACAACAGGUCCAAGAAGUCACGAAUCUUCGAGGAGAGCUAGAGAAGCAGAGGGCCAAGCAUGGCAAGGCAGUCGAUCUCCCGCAGAAGAAGGUAGAAGACCUUGCAAAGGAAAAGAUCUCUCUUGUAGAGAAAAAUAAGUUCCUGCAAGAAAAAAACAAAAAGAUGACCAAGGAUCAUAAAGAUGAAGUGGAGAGGCUGUCCAAGAUGAGGGCUGAUGCAGAUGUGCAGCUCGUCCGAAGUAUGCAACAAAUCAAGGACUUGGCAGCUGAGAGGGACCUCCAAGAACUCGCCGACCUCAAGACUGCGGUGCAGGCAGUGGUUGACAUGGUCGACCCUAUUGAAGGUGGAGAAGCCGGGGGCAAGUCUUUAGUGGAGCGACUUCGUGAAGCCCCACAAAAGAUUACCGGCUUCCUAUCUGAGACGUCAAGGCAGUACGCAGCGCAUGUCUUGGGGUUGGUGACGUCGUACUGGCCUGGGGCAAACUCGACUCCACUUGGCGAUGGGCUAUCCGCAAAGUGCUCAGAUGAAAAGUUCGCCAAGUACUUGGAUGAAGCGAAGCCCGUUGCAGACAAGAUUGUAUAAAGCUUGGAGUAGGGUUCUGACACUGAAGCGUAGAUUUCCUGUCGUGUCUUGGGACUUGUGAAUUCAUGAUCAUGGAUUGUUUGUGAUCAUGCUCUUGUUUGUUCCUGCAUGAUUUGUAA
Panicum virgatum (switchgrass) is the source of this 1400-nucleotide messenger RNA. RefSeq lists its product as uncharacterized. The record is from RefSeq and is a predicted model, not a curated record. The coding region runs from base 688 to 1281 and encodes 197 amino acids. The transcript is spliced from 2 exons. NCBI's taxonomy places the organism in Eukaryota, Viridiplantae, Streptophyta, Magnoliopsida, Poales, Poaceae.